CCGCUAUCUCUUCGAUCUAGAAAAUGAACUCGAGUUCGACAUUAAAAGUUUGGUUAUUAAAAUUAAUGUGUACAUGGAACUGUAAAGAAUGGGGAAAUUAACUGGAAAAGUUGCAAUUGUAACAGCUUCAUCUGAUGGAAUCGGACUUUCAAUAGCAGAGCGACUUGCUGAAGAUGGUGCUAAAGUUAUGAUAAGUAGUAGGAAACAACAAAAUGUUGACAAAGCCGUAAAAACAUUGAAAGGCAGGGGGCUUAAUGUGUCGGGGAUAGUAUGUCACGUGGCGAAGAAGGAACAUAGGCAGAAAAUGAUUGAACAGACGGUGAGUGAAUUUGGUGGGAUCGAUCUGCUUGUUUCAAAUGCAGCAGUAAACCCGAUAUUUGGUCCCAUACUGAAUUCUACAGAAGACGCCUGGGAUAAAAUAUUCGAGGUUAAUGUUAAAGCAACAUUUUUCCUUAUCAAAGAAGUUGUGCCAUACAUGGAAAAAAGAGGGGGUGGAUCAAUCGUCAUUGUUUCUUCAAAUGGUGGCUACUCGCCGUCCGAGCUAAUGGGCGUAUAUUCAACCAGUAAAACUGCAUUGUUUGGACUGACGAAGGCCCUUGUCCCUCAGCUGGCCCGGAUGAACAUACGUGUCAACUGUAUUGCACCGGGACUUAUCAAAACCAGGUUCAGCGAAGCUAUUUGGAAGAAUGAAGCCUCCGACGAGUUUAAGAAAAGCAUCCCGUUAAAAAGAUUUGGGGAACCAGAUGAAUGUGCAGGGAUUGUUUCUUUCCUUCUGUCCAAAGACGCCUCAUACGUUACUGGUGAGACAAUUGUUGUGUCCGGGGGAACUUCCAGUAGAUUGUGAACAAAGCGCAACACAUGCAGGGACCUCGCAUUUCAGCAUUCAAAAGGGAAAAAUAUAAACUAUUCGUCGUGACGUGGAUCCAUUCAUAACGGCAGUUUAACGGUGCACAUAUCUUAAAUACGUGCACUGAAAUGACCAGUAUCAGGUGAUGUUGCUCUAAAAGGACAUCAAACUCAUUAUUACGCUCAAAGCAGGAAAAAAACAACAGAAAUCUAAUCUAAAAUACUAUAUUGUACUUCAAAUAUUUUGUGAGGUACGAUAGUAACAUAUUCCGACAAGACCUUACAACAAAUUGCCAAGACGCUAUGCAAUGGGUGACAAUGUUUUUAUUUUCUAAUAAACACCAAAUGUGUGUAUAGCGUAUUUUUUUGAACAGGCAAAAAUGGCUGAAGUACGUGUAAACUAAAACGUUAACAAUAUAUAUUAAUGUACGAAAUCGAUAAACGGCUGGGCAUUUUCUCAAAUAUUGUGAAAACUUGUUCAUGUUUUUAAUAUGAAAUGUGGGUCGACCUAGUAUACCUUUAAUAAAACAUAAAAAGGA
Molecule: messenger RNA, 1385 nt
Organism: Mercenaria mercenaria
Lineage: Eukaryota; Metazoa; Mollusca; Bivalvia; Venerida; Veneridae
Product: dehydrogenase/reductase SDR family member 4-like
Exons: 8
Coding region: 89-844 (251 amino acids)
Molecular function (GO): carbonyl reductase (NADPH) activity
Source: RefSeq, a predicted model, not a curated record